AUGGAUAUUGAUAUUGCGAUCAAUUUGUUACAAGGACUUGAUCAAUUUCUUGAUGAGUUCAGAGAAGAAGGGUUUGCUAGUUCCAUGAAUGAAGCUAAACAAAUGGCAAGUGAAAUGGGGAUUGAACCUAAAUUUCAAGAAAAACGCAUCAUUCGAAGAAAGAAACAAUUUGAUGAAAGUGACAAUGAUAAUGUGACACGAUCAAGUGAAGAGUCUUUUAGAGUUGAAUAUUUUCUAUUUAUAAUUGAUCAAGCUCGAUCUUCUCUUCAAGUUCGAUUUGAACAAUUUAAACAAUAUCAAGAGAUUUUUGGGUUUUUAUUGAAUUUGGAGAAGUUGAAGAGUGAGCCUUUAACUAGCUUGAUGAAGUCUUGUAUGGAGCUUCAACAAUUUUUGAGUCACGAUGGACGUUCAGAUAUUAAUGGUGAUGAGUUGUGUUCAGAGUUGAUGGUCGUGAGAUGCUAUUUAACAAAUGAAAAAAGAGCAAUUGAUAUGCUACAAUCUCUGGCAAAACUAAAUGGUUUAUUCCCAAAUACUUACAUUGCCUAUAAGAUUUUGUUAACCAUACCAGUAACAGUUGCAUCGGCAGAAAGAAGGCCAUUUUUUAUUUUCGCUUCGGGCCUCGUCAAAGACAGGUACGGCUCUGCCCCAAACCCUAGCGCCAAUUCACCCUCCCUCCAUUCCAGACCACCAAUGCUUUCCGCCGCCUUCAGCACUUCCCUCUUCGCCCGACCCACGCCCAGGGGCCGCCUCGACAACCGCACUCCCAUUUCUUGUCUUCCUCACAGAAUUUACCCUCCCCCGAUUCGAUCCUGCAACGGGCGCAGGAACUUUCUUGUCUCCAUUUCCAGGAGCCUCUGCUGUUCCACUGGCAGUAGAGUCGCCCGUUCGCCAGUUGCCAGUGGUCUGGAUUCCGAUACGAGAGCGAUGCCUUCCUCGGACCAGAGAGUUCCAGUUCUUGAGCUGGUUCGAUCGCGGGGUUUCCGUUCUGUGCUUGCGGUGAUUGCCUGCGGGUUACUCGCGGCAAACUGUGGCAGAGUUCUUGCUGCAGAGGGAGUUGCGGAGUCUGGCAUUCUGGCGUUUGGUUCCAAAAAAGCAGUUUUUAGUGGGUCGUGGCCUAAGUUGUUACAGGUUCUUGGCGUGCUUCGGGAGCAAGGUUUGUUUUUGGCUGCGCUGCUAGGGAUUUCAGCCUUCUUUUCUAUGGCGGAAACUUCCAUCACGACUCUGUGGCCUUGGAAGGUUCGUGAAUUAGCUGAAAAGGAUCCUGAAAAUGGUGUGUUCAGAAUGCUUCAGAGUGAUGUUACUCGGUUUCUGACAACCAUUCUCAUUGGCACAACUGUGGUCAAUAUUGGUGCCACAGCACUUGUUACGGAUGCAGCAACUGCAAUUUUUGGAGAAGCUGGGAUUAGUGCAGCAACUGGAGUCAUGACUGUUGCUAUUUUGUUGCUAACAGAAAUUACACCAAAAAGCAUUGCUGUUCAUAAUGCCGCGGAAGUAGCUAGGUUUGUUGUCAGACCAGUAGCAUGGCUUUCAGUAGUGCUAUAUCCUGUUGGGCGGAUCACCACUUUUCUUUCGAUGGGUAUGCUUAAAAUGCUAGGUCUAAAAGGUAGAAGUGAACCUUAUGUGACCGAAGAUGAACUGAAGUUGAUGUUAAGAGGAGCAGAACUAAGCGGCGCAAUAGAAGAGGAAGAACAGGAUAUGAUUGAAAAUGUUCUAGAGAUAAAAGAUACGCAUGUCAAGGAGGUAAUGACUCCUCUGGUUGAUGUAAUUGCCAUAGAUGCAAGUGCAAAGCUAGCUGAUUUCAAAAAUCUAUGGGAAACAUAUCAAUAUUCAAGAGUACCUGUUUUCCAAGAUCGGAUUGAUAACAUAGUGGGCAUUGCAUAUGCAAUGGACAUGCUGGAAUAUGUGGAAAAGGCUGACCAUCUAAAAGACUCGACUGUAAGGGAGAUUGCUCACAUGCCAACAUACUUCAUUCCUGAGCGCGGGCGCACCGGUGCUGUCCGGGACGGUUUCCCUCGAGAGUACCCCAACUCCUCAGGGAUCUCCGAGGGCCAGCUCUGCGGUGCCGCCGUCCAGCCCUUCCAGAACUUUGCGCCGUAUUAG
Molecule: messenger RNA, 2100 nt
Organism: Zingiber officinale
Lineage: Eukaryota; Viridiplantae; Streptophyta; Magnoliopsida; Zingiberales; Zingiberaceae
Product: putative DUF21 domain-containing protein At3g13070, chloroplastic
Exons: 11
Coding region: 1-2100 (699 amino acids)
Source: RefSeq, a predicted model, not a curated record